Messenger RNA from Lutra lutra (Eurasian river otter), 727 nucleotides. RefSeq names its product nuclear transport factor 2-like. The record is from RefSeq and is a predicted model, not a curated record. The coding region runs from base 63 to 497 and encodes 144 amino acids. Gene Ontology annotation, cellular component: nuclear pore central transport channel. Lineage: Eukaryota; Metazoa; Chordata; Mammalia; Carnivora; Mustelidae. The transcript has a single exon. Gene Ontology annotation, biological process: protein import into nucleus.
GCCGCCGCUGCCGCCAUUAUGCCAGCCCCUCGGGUCUCAACGAGGCCGGGUGAUGCUCCAGAAUGGGAGACAAACCAAUUUGGGAGCAGAUUGGAUCCAGCUUUAUUCAACAUUACUACCAGUUAUUUGAUAAUGACAGAACCCAACUAGGUGCAAUUUAUAUUGAUGCAAAAUGCCUUACGUGGGAAGGACAGCAGUUCCAGGGGAAAGCUGUUAUUGUGGAGAAGCUGUCUAGCCUUCCAUUCCAGAAAAUCCAGCACAGCAUCAUGGCACAGGACCAUCAGCCCACGCCAGAUAGCUGCAUCAUCAGUAUGGUUGUGGGCCAGCUCAAGGCUGAUGAAGACCCCAUCUUGGGGUUCCACCAGAUGUUCCUCUUAAAGAACAUCAACGAUGCUUGGGUUUGCACCAAUGACAUGUUCAGGCUUGUCCUGCACAACUUCAGCUGUCCUCCUCCCAGCCAGGCACUCAUGCUGUUUCCUCCUCCCUCCUCUUCCUGAUACUAUUCACACUCCUCCAGAUACUCCAAACAUCAUACACAAACGAGCAGGGCUGCGGUGGGAGCGGGUGCAGUGCGCUGCUGCUACCGAGGUAUUGUGCAUGAUGUUUGGAUGCUAGACUAGUUGCAUCUGACAGGAGAAGUUUGUGUUGUACCAGCGCAUGCCUUGGAAAGAUUUAAGUAAUGCAAAAGGUUGUCUUUUUUUUUUUUUUUAAUCUAUUGACGAGUUGC